Oncorhynchus gorbuscha (pink salmon) is the source of this 2941-nucleotide messenger RNA. RefSeq names its product transcription factor NF-E2 45 kDa subunit-like. Gene Ontology annotation, molecular function: RNA polymerase II cis-regulatory region sequence-specific DNA binding; DNA-binding transcription factor activity, RNA polymerase II-specific. Bases 217 to 1710 code for a protein of 497 amino acids. Gene Ontology annotation, cellular component: nucleus. The record is from RefSeq and is a predicted model, not a curated record. The transcript is spliced from 4 exons. Gene Ontology annotation, biological process: regulation of transcription by RNA polymerase II. Lineage: Eukaryota; Metazoa; Chordata; Actinopteri; Salmoniformes; Salmonidae.
AGAGAGAAAGAGUGAAAGCACAUGCACUCCCUAUAAUGGUCGGUUAAAAGUGGACACGUUCACCUUCGUCCUCACAAAAUUGAAUAUAAAGUCAUUUUAUUCAUCUCUACCUGGAUUAUUAUGUGUCAUUCUGAAGAGUUUUGUCUCCCGAACACGUGUUGAAGACUCAGAGACAUGUUGCUCAGGAGGAUUCCCUGCAACCACAGCCAGUCCUGAAUGUGUGCAGCAGCCAACUAUAUACUCCCACUGAGCAGACAAAGUGAGGGCUUGGCGAAUCCGGGCAGGCUGUGUGGGGGGGUGUCGAUGCCCACCCAUGCCCCUGGAGCCCGGUCACGUGGAGCCCCCCACGACCCAGAGAUGGACCUGGCCUGGCAGGAACUGAUGGCCAUCACAGAUCUUCAGGAUUUUGAGGUCCCCCAUGAUGGCCCAUAUGAAAGUAUUCAGUACCAUCCCACAGAGCCACCUAGAUCUCUGGGAAGUUAUAGCAUAGCUCAGUCUCACUCUCAUACACAGUCUCUCCCCUGUUGUGGUGAGACAAACCGUGAUGUUGCAUAUGAGGGAACCUACUCUGAUGUAAUGCCAGCCUGCCAGCAUCAGGAUACCAGUGAAUUAACUGAGGCAUUGUACAGACAUUCUGGAACUCAUUCUGGAGCCCAGCUGAAUCCCAGAGUUCUGAACCCUCUGCCACCACCGCAGAUGAAUUUUCUAGAACAAAUGAGUCUGAUGAGUGUCAGUGGUGAGGGGUCUGCUGGAAAAGACAAUGCUGGCCUCUCUCAAGGUUCGAGUCGACACAUGCUAGGGACUGAUCACAGGCAGGGCAAACACCAACCAUGCACUGUGGAUGAUCUGGAGUCUGACUCGGGCCUAUCGCUGGGGUCUAGCCCACCGCUGGCCUCACCGGAUGAUGUCAUGACCGGCGUACCUGCUUGUUCAAGCACAGAGGUUGGUCUGAACUAUAGUCACAGGGGGAUGGAGAGUAUGGGUGAGCAAGGUAGGAGAGCUAGCCUCCUUUACUCCUUGGAUUAUCAGCAGCAUCCUACCCAGUCCUACCCCUACGCAGGGCCGCACCCCUCUUACUUCCCUGUAACACAACCAUCCCAAAUGCAACCACAGCCUCACUUCCUGCCUCCCAUGUCAAUGAAACAUCAACAGGGUUUACAGAGUGCAUUGAAUGACUUGCACCUUAACAGCUCUGUCAGCAUAGGGAGCUCUUCUCAAGCGUUUUAUGUAAAACCCAGAGGCAACCCUCCUGUCCCUCUGAGCCGGGACGAACGCAGAGCUCACGCCCUCAAGAUCCCUUUCCCUCUGGGGAAGAUCAUCAACCUACCUGUGGAUGACUUCAACGAGCUCCUGACCAAGUACACGCUCACAGACUCCCAACUCGCCCUUGUCAGAGACAUCCGCCGGCGGGGGAAGAACAAGGUGGCGGCUCAGAACUGCAGGAAGAGGAAGCUGGAGAAUAUAGUUUACCUGGAGGGAGAGUUGGGUCAACUGCAGGCUCAGAGGGAUCACCUGGCCAGAGAGAGAAUGGAGUUCCAACGCAAUCUGGCUAUUGUUAAACACCGCCUCACAGACUUGUAUGCGGAAGUGUUCUCUCAGCUCCGGGAUGAGGAUGGACAUCCCUACUCUAUAGAGGACUACUCUCUACAGCAGACCCCUGAUGGGAACGUAUACCUGGUGCCACGUACUGACGUGUUGGAUGGAGAAUAAUGUAAAGAUGAAAUCUAUUGGACAGCUAUUGUAUACUGCCUCACUGUUUAUAUACCAUUAUGAAAUGUUGAUACAUCUACAGUACAGUAAGAGCCAUUAAGUAUACUGAACAAAAAUAUAAAACGCAACAAUUUCAAAGAGUUUCACUAAGUUACAGUUCAUAGAAGUUAAUUUAAAAUAGAUCAAUUAGGCCCUAAUCUAUGGAUUUCAUGACUGGGAAUAGAGAUAUGCAUCUGUAGGGCACAUACCUUUAUAAACAUUUUUUUUGAAUGGGCCUCAGGAUCUCACCACAGUAUCACUGUGCAUUCAAACUGCCAUUGCCAAAUGCAAUUGUGUUCAUUGUCCGUAGCUUGCCUGCCCAUACCAUAACCCCACUAUGGUUCACUCUGACAUCAGCAAACCACUCGCCCACACACGUUGUCUGCGGUUGUGAGGCAGGUUGCGCGUACUGCCGAGCUGUUUAAUCAGCUUCUUGAAAUGCCACACCUGAGUUGGAAGGAUUAUCUUGGCAAACAGUAAUGCUCAAACAUUUUUGUGCAUCUUAUUUCAGCUCAUGAAACAUGGGACCAACAUGUUAAUGUUUAAAGUGUAUGGCAGCUAAAAGUUAUUCUUUCAGAUACUGUGCUCAUGUACAAGCGAGUCAAUAGUUAGUUACAAGUGAAGUCAUAUGGCUAUGCUUGUUCUGGAUACAUGUUAUUCAAUGGUUAAGACCAGUGCCUUCAGAAAUUAUUUAUACCCCUUGACGUAAUCCAUAUUUAUUGAAAAAUGAAAUUUCACACAAGUAUUCACACCCAAAUCAAAAGCUGAUCCAAGUCAAAACUAGGCCACCCACAUUCAAUGUAGUCUUGGUAAGCAACUCGUGUAUGUUGUAUGGCUGCGUUUGUCAUUGUCCUGCUUAAAGGUGAUUUUGCCUCAGGGUCUGACGGAAAGCAGACAACCAGAUUUCCUUUAGGUUUUGCCAGUGCUCAAUUCCAUUGAACUAGAGAGAGAAAAAAAAAGUAGUCCUUGCGGAUAAGAACACCCAUAACAUGAUGCCGCCACAACUGUACUUAAGUGUCCAAAUUGCCAAGCAUAACACUAUUCAGGGCAUAGUAAUAUCUUGCCAACCGGAUGCAUGGUUGGAAUAUUUGUUCUAUACAGGCUUCCUUUUCACUCAUUUAGGUUAGCAUUGUGGAGUAUCAAUGUUGAUCCAGCCUCAGUGUCCUCCCAUCAGCCAUUACAGUUUAAGUCA